This is a messenger RNA of Penicillium antarcticum, 7233 nucleotides long. RefSeq lists its product as uncharacterized. Gene Ontology annotation, cellular component: cytoplasm. The record is from RefSeq and is a predicted model, not a curated record. Gene Ontology annotation, molecular function: phosphopantetheine binding; catalytic activity. Bases 1 to 7233 code for a protein of 2410 amino acids. The transcript is spliced from 3 exons. Gene Ontology annotation, biological process: secondary metabolite biosynthetic process; amino acid activation for nonribosomal peptide biosynthetic process. NCBI's taxonomy places the organism in Eukaryota, Fungi, Ascomycota, Eurotiomycetes, Eurotiales, Aspergillaceae.
AUGGCUGCCCCAUCCAUAUCGCCGUUUUUUACCCCACAGAUUGGGGUUCAGCGGGACUUCCAAGACGGCGAAACCCAAAUAGCCACUGUCGAUGCUCCAUGUACAGGUCUAAGUAACACAUAUCUUGCCAGUUGGCUACAAGAGGAGCAGAAAAAUCACUUGGAACUUCUUCAGGCUGCAUGGUCAAUUUCGCUUCGGUCUUAUACUGGCUCUAACGACGUCUUGUUUAGCUGCCUGAAUUUGAAAGAAAUCUGCUACUGCCAUGUUUCGCCCUCAGAUUCAGUGCGAAGUCUCUUCCAUAUACGCCGCGUGGAGCUACACGAGGGAAAUAGCACGGCUGGUCUCGGAGCCAACUCUGUUGUCUAUGUUGUUGAAGAAAAUGAAGAAAAAUCCGAUAAUGCGAGACUCGAUGACCUCCAAAAGUUCGAUCUCGCGAUCUAUUUCUCGCAAGGGACGGAGAAAAAUUGCCCUGUCAUUGGAAUUCACCACAAGCCCUCGGUCAUAACAACUCAUUUGGCUACAAUGAUUGCAGCAACAGUGGCAAAGGCCGUCGAGGAAAUCGUUAUUCACGUUGAUUCUCUGAUUGAGGCCCUUGAUAUAUGUAGUGAUGCGGACAUCAACUGCAUUUCUCAAUGGAACAGCACAUCAGACGAUGGAACACCAUUGGCGCAGUGCGUACAUCAUAUCAUCUCCCAGAGAUGUGCUGUCCAGCAGGAAUCAAUUGCGGUGUCAGCUUGGGAUGGAAAACUUACUUACGCAGAGUUGGAUAGCCUGUCCUCAGGUCUGGCAAUACAGCUUCAACGCCUUGGGGUUCGCCCAGAAACUUUCGUCCCCCUUAUUUUUGACAAAUCAAAAUGGGCAGUGAUUGCCCUGUUAAGUGUCCUGAAAGCUGGCGGCGCUUAUUUCUUUCUCAAUUCUUGCAAUCCAAUCCAAUACAACCUUGGCCUAUGCUCGUCUCUUUCUCCAGAGAUUGUGCUUUGCUCGCCAAAUCAUAGCACACUUGCCAAAUUCAUCGCUGACAAGGUCGUCGAAGUCGGAGAUGAGCCCUGUGAACUUCUGAAGUCAUUACCUGUCGAUAAAAAAACCUCACUAUUUACGAAGGAAACAUGCCCAUCAAACGCCAUGUACAUCACGUUCACUUCUGGGACUACAGGUGUGCCGAAAGGCAUAACAACGGAGCAUUCUGCAUUUUACUCAAUGGCCAUGGCCAAUGGUAAAGCGCUUCAAGUCAGUCCUGCGACGAGGAUGUUACAAUUUGCAUCGUACACGUUCGAUGUGAGCAAUCGUGAUAUGUUAAUCACACUCAUGUUUGGCGGAUGCAUCUGCAUCCCUUCUGAGGUCGAUCGUCUCAAUGACCUCUCUGGGUUCAUAAAUCGCCAAUCUGUCAACUUGGCAAGCCUGACGCCGUCUUUGGCAAGUACCUUAACUCCUGCUUUAUGCCCUAGCCUUCAAGGCUUGGUCCUAGGAGGAGAGCCUAUGAACGAUGGCCACAUUUCUGCAUGGGCCAAACAUGUGCGACUUUUCAAUGCCUAUGGGGUGAGCGAGAGUACCGGAAUAGCAGCUUUGUCUUCUGAUGUCCAAGCGGACUGUUCACCAUGUAACAUAGGCUUUGGGUCGGGAUCAACUCUAUGGGUCGUCGCGAUUGACCAACCCGACAAACUAGCACCAAUUGGCGCCCCUGGAGAAUUGGUCAUUGAGGGUCCAUCUGUCGCACGUGGCUAUUUAGGCGACAGUAGGCGAACUGCGAAACAGUUUACGUCAACGCCAAAGUGGAAGAAAAGGAUAUGUGAGCAAUUCGGCCCGAGUCAUUCGUCGAAGCGGGUCUUUCACACAGGCGAUUUGGUGCGUUACAAUCUUGACGGGUCUUUGAAUUUCCUGGGAAGGAAUGAUCAUCAAGUGAAAAUAAACGGACAGCGAAUUGAAUUGACAGCAAUUGAGCAUCACAUUGCAGCAUGUCUUCCAGUUGCGAAGUCCGGCUUUCUUCAUAUUGCCGUCGUUACUGUCAAGAAUGAGGUGAAUGGCUCCGUUAAGCUUCUCGCCUUUCUGGGCGUUGACACGUCUAGAGGAUCAGAUAGCCCGUCUCAACUGGUGUCAAAGAAGUUGAAAGACAUGGAAACCCUGAAAGCAGCCCUCAAACAACAUCUUCUACAUUGCUUGCCCACAUUCAUGGUUCCAGUGGAUUUCAUAUUUCUGCAUAGCAUGCCACUCACAACAUCAGGCAAAAUAAAUCGUCUUCUUCUGCAGGAAGCGGCUGCACAUGCGCUUCUCGAUGACCAGAAGAGGAAUAUUAAUGCAUCUGAUUCAAAUGGCAACCAAGUGGCAACCACGCCACAACAGAGAGUCCUUAUCCAAUCUUGGGCCAAGGCUCUAGGUAUUGAAGCUAUAAGCAUCACACACGAUGACUGCUUCUUUCAGCGUGGUGGAGACUCCAUUGCAGCGAUUAAACUGGCUGCCAGCCUUCGUCAGCAACAAAUUAUCAUAUCGGUGUCUGAUAUCUUCAAAUUUUCGACUUUGUCAGAAAUGGAGUCAGUGCUAGUCAAAGACCACAAGCCCUUGAAAACAGCAACGCCUGCCCCCUUUUCAUUGAUAGACAACUCCCAAACCGUUCUCGAUGCGAUUGUGAAAGAGCUUGGCACGGAUAUUGACCAGAUCGAGGAUGUAUACCCAUGCACGCACAUGCAACAAGGGCUAAUAGCCCUGACUGCUCAACACGCCAAGGCAUACAUUGGCAGCUAUACCUGGCAGUUGGCCGAAAUUCUUGAUGUGAAGAAAUUCAAGGAAGCAUGGAAGGCAGCUUGGCUUCACAAUCCAAUCCUUCGGACCAGAAUUGUGCAUUUACCAGAUGGUAUCUUCCAGGUCGUCAUGAAGACUGAUAUGCCGUGGAAUACCGUUACUGAUAUCACUGGGCGUGGAUAUGGGAGAGAACUGGGAGCCAUUGACAUCCAUAGCGGCCCUCUUAUCCAGAUGUAUCUCACUGAAGAAGCUUUCCGGCUGGAUAUUCAUCAUUCUUUGUUUGACGAAUGGUCCCUUGGCCUCAUCAUGGGACAAGUUCAGCGUGCAUACGCCGGGGGAAGACUUCAUAUGCAACCAUUCACUCCAUUCGUUCACCACCUUCUCCAUGAGCCUGAUACUGCCAAGGAGGAAUUUUGGCGUCAGGAAUUCUCUGAUCUCCAGGCGGAGCAUUUCCCAGCUAUUGCUUCCAGGCCACUCAACGUUGCACAUCCGACCGAGAAGGUAGUUCUUGAACAUGCUCUGCAGCUUACGACCGGAUUCUCCACCAAGUUUACGAUAUCGUCCAUUGUACGGCUUGCGUGGGCGAUUGUCCUGUGGCACCAAACUGGUAACGAAGACGUGGUGUUUGGAGCCACUGUGAGUGGCCGCAACGCGAACAUUGAUGGAAUCGAUCAACUGAGCGGACCGACUUUGGCGACACUACCUGUGCGCAUCAAACUUGCGACGAGCCAAAUUGUUCAGGACGGCCUAUCACAGGUUCAACGUCAAUUUGUCAACAUGAUGGUUCAUGAGCAAACUGGGUUGUCGCGCAUUCGACAAGUCGGAAGAGAGGCUGCCGAGGCAUGUAACUUCCAGAAUCUACUCGUCGUGCAACCUUAUGAGCAGCAAACCGAGUCUCUUAUGUUCAAAUCAUCAGCGAACUCAGCCUUCCCUUCUGAAAAUGCAAGAUCUUUUGCCAGCUACCCAGUGGUGUUGAUAUGCCGUCCUGAAAAGAGUGGAAUCUUAAUGAAAGCAGCAUUUGACCCUGCAAUUUUGGCACCCGCCGACGGACAUAGUAUUCUCAAACAGAUGUCGCAUGUUAUCCAGCAGCUUGCGACAUCCGGCUCAACACGCAUCGCAGAUGUUAGCCUGGUACCUCCGGAAGAUUUGGCUUUGUUGAGACGAUGGAAUCAUUUGCUCCCGAAUGGUGUGAACAGUUGCAUUCAUGACCGCAUUCAAAAAUUAUGCAAUGCCCAGCCCGAUACACUUGCGAUUCACUCCAACAAUUUGGACUUGACGUAUAGGCAGCUUGAUAAUUAUUCCAGUCAAUUCGCGCAGCAUUUGAUCGGCAUGGGUGUCAAGCAUGGUGACUUUGUACCUCUCUUCCUAGAGAGGUCGCCCUGGGUUCCAGUUAUCAUCCUUGCAGUUCUGAAGUCCGGGGCUGCUUUUGUGUUACUGGACCUUUCACAUCCCAUACAACGUUUGCGAACGAUGUGUUCUAUGAUUGAUGCCAAAAUUGUGGUUACCUUUGAGGAGCAUACCCACAUGAGUAACAACCUUCUACUUCCAGUCAUCGUCUUUGACCCCGAGGCCCAUGUACAAAAUCUAGGUGAACAGGCUACAGCGUUUGAGUCCAAGCCACUCAUUACAGUCACAAGCCCGGAUGCCCCUGCGUGCGUCGUGUUCAGCUCAGGCUCGACCGGGUUGCCUAAAGGCAUUGUGCUUCCACAUAGUGCGCUCACCACAAGCGCAGCUGUCAUGCGUGAAUAUGGAAUGCUUUCUCCUACCAGUCGCGUCUUCCAUUUUGCCUCUUUUGCGUUCGACAUAAGCAUUGGCGAGAUCCUGUUUACCCUCGCGGCAGGGGCAUGUGUCUGCGUGCCACAUGAAGAAGUGCGAAGGGGGAAUCCAGGAAAAGCAGCAGCUGAUCUCCAAGUAACCUGGGCACUUCUCACCCCCUCCGUGAUUAAUUUGUUCGACCCAUCGGAUGUGCCAACUCUUGAAGUCUUGGGGUCAGCUGGUGAACCUCUCACUCCACAAAUUGUGGAGAUGUGGGCUCACAGGGUGAAACUAUAUGGGAUGUACGCACCGGCAGAAUGUACCGUGAUCUCACACAUCGGGCGAAUCUUACCCGACACUCAUCACUCCAACAUCGGUCGAAGCCAUGGAGGAGUAUCUUGGGUAGCUGAUCCGUCUAAUCACAACCGUCUGGUCCCUAUUGGUACAGCCGGGGAGUUGAUUGUAGAAGGUCCUACGGUUUCAUCUGGGUAUCUCAACGACCCAGAGAAGACAAAUCAAUCCUUCAUUACAAGUCCGCCUUGGCUGGACGAGAUCCGUCACCACUCCGGACGGAUGUACAAAACGGGAGACCUCGUUAGACAGACUUCUGACGGCUCAAUUGAGUUUGUCGGAAGGAAGGAUGAUCAGGUAAAGCUGCACGGGCAGAGACUUGAAGUGGGAGAAGUCGAACAUUGCAUAACCUCCUCAUGCACAGCCAUCAGAACCGCUGCUGUUGAGUGUAUCAAAAUUCGGGAACAAAAUAAUCGAGUCUCGCUAGUCGCAUUUAUCUGUCCACAAGCAGAUGAAGACUGGGGGCAGUCUUUGAAUGACCAGCCAGCGGAGGCCCAUGGCUUGGAAUUGAUUGGUUCUACCAGCGAUCACUUUUACUCGAUUAUCGAAUCAUUGGAAAAGUCUCUAAGAGAGCUACUUCCGGCAUACAUGGUGCCAUCCUUCUUCAUACCGCUUACCGAUGUUCCUCUAAGCUUGUCGGGCAAAGUAAAUCGGCGUCUUCUCCGGGACCAAUCCACGAGCUGGCCGCUGAAGAGACUUCAACUAUACCAAUUGAGACGCAACACUAUCCCCGCAGAAGAAAUUCCCCUCACUGUGCAUGGCCGGGAAGUUCAACAAAUCGUUGGCCAGGCUCUCAAUCUGGAUCCGAAAUCAAUCCCCAUAAAUAGCAACUUCUUUGGCCUCGGGGGAGAUUCGAUCUCGGCUAUGCAGGUCUCCAUGCUUGCAAGACGAAGAGGAAUACGCCUGACCGUAGCGGAUAUCUUCACGCAACAAACUCUCUCAGGAAUAGCUUUGAAAUGCACUACAGAUAAUGGAGAUACCAGCAUGAUCGCUAAACGUCAGUCACUUGGUUGUGAGCUAUCUGUUUCAGCCAUGAAACGAUCACAGUUUUGCGAAAUUGCUCGUGACAAACUCCCCCGUCAUUUACCACAAGAGAUUGCCAAUGACAUUGUGGAAGCCAUGCCCGCCACUGAAUUCCAAACGAUGACACUCCACAACUUCUACAGCCGAUAUCUCUGGAUCUCACUACCUCAUGAAGUUAAUCAAGAACAUUUAUUGAAUUCAUGCGAUCAGCUUGUCCAGAAACACUCCAUUUUGCGCACUGUGUUUUACACAAACGAUGACAAGUCACUUGUACAAAUGACCUUGCGCAAGGUCCCCGUCAGCUUCGUUCAUUAUUCAAAUAUUCAACAUUUGGACAGACACUGCGCAGAUGAUUCUUUGGCCAUGGGCGUGCCUAUCAAUGGAGUGCCAGGAUUCCAGGUACAGCUCUUGACCUUGAGAGACUCAAAGAUGUAUCUCAUUCUGCGAUUACCCCAUGCACUAUUCGAUGGAGUUUCACUGGAUGUCAUUUGCAGCGAUCUUAGUGCUGCAUACAGCGGAGACCCGCUUCCACCUUGUGCUCAAUUCUCAGACCACAUUCGACAUGUCUGGGAUAAAAGGAUACCCGAAACCUACAAUGUGUGGAAAGAAGUACUGGGAGAUGCCCCAAUGACCAGCUUGAACAACAAAAUCUUGCGCAAUUGGGGCACCGCCGGCGAAAUGGAGAACCCAAAUAUGGACACAAAUUCGGAACAGCCAACAGUGGUGACGGCAAUAGCAGAGACAUUACCAAUCUCUCCCUUGCCCAAUAUCACAUUGGCAACAUUGGUCAAACUGGCAUGGGCAAUCACUCUCUCUCGGUUGUUUACCUCAACCGAAGAAGAGGAUGGACCAUCGCACGAUGUUGUUUUUGGCCAGGUCAUACAUGGUCGAGGACUUGGAAUCUCCCACGAAGACCGCAUCGUUGGCCCAUGUCUCAACAUUAUCCCUGUGCGAGUACACUUGCCUCCACGAUCGAAUAAACUUGACCUCCUUGCUCAAGUCCAGCAGCAGCACAUUCAAACCAUGUCUGUUGAGAAUCUUGAACUUGGCGAGAUUGCGCGUAACUGCACAUCAUGGAAGGCUGGAACAAAAUUCGGCAGCUUUAUCAGAUUCCAAAACUUCACCAACAAUGACGACUCGACUUGUUCUUUUGAUGGAUCUACUCGUGAAACAGGUCUCUACAGCCUUCCGAAUCGACCAUCUAAUACGGCCAAUGUGCUUGUUGUCCCUCAUGGGCCUACACUCACCAUCACCAUGACCAUUUCCAAUCAAGUAUUGGAUAGAGGAUCUGCGGAUUAUGUCGCUGGAUACUUCAGUGACGUGAUCGGAAGCCUUGCAAGUGAAGAGACAGUCUGCGAAUAUCUCGUGUAA